AUGCGAAUGCCCCUCCCAAGAUUCCUAAUUUACCGUUCUUUGUCUAGUCUCUCCUCACCCGCAGAUGCUCUUUUAGCAGAAAAGGCACUAACCCUCCUCAAACGCGAUCCAUACCUCUUAACUUCUGUGUCUUCCAAAAUUACCCCUGAAUUAGCUUCAUAUUUACUUCUUCAAACCCAAAAUGAUCGAACCCUAAUCCUAAACUUCGUUAACUUUGCUAAACCCCGCCAAUUCUUUAAUCCUCACUGUAAAUGCAUUGCCCUUCACAUUUUAACCAAAUUCAAGACCUAUAAAACAGCUAAUCGUUUAGCUCAGGACUUGGCUGUAAAUACAGUUGAUGAGAAGGGUGAUUAUAUCUUUCAAUGUCUUAAAGAUACUUACUUUAUGUGUAAUUCAAGCUCUGCUGUUUUUGAUUUAGUGGUACAAUCUUAUUCUGAAUUGAAUUUUUUUGAAAAAGCUUUCAGAAUUGUUAAUUUAGCUAAGUUAAAUGGGUUUAUGCCUGGUAUUUUGUCGUAUAAUGCGAUUUUGGAUUCGAUAAUUAGGUGUAGAAAACCGCUUCGGUUUGCUGAGGAAGUGUACAGGGAAAUGAUUACAAGUGGGGUUUCUUUGAAUGUGUUUAGUUAUAAUAUUUUGAUUAGGGGUUUUUGUGCGGCAGGGAAUUUGGAAAUGGGGUUGAGUUUUUUUGAGAAAAUGGAAAGAAACGGGUGUUUGCCGAAUGUGGUUACAUAUAAUACAGUAAUUGGUGCGUAUUGUAAGCUGAAGAGGAUCGAUGAGGCGUUUAAAUUGAUAAAGUUGAUGGGGUUGAAACGUUUGGAGCCAAACUUGAUUACGUAUAAUAUGGUCAUUAAUGGGUUUUGUAGAGAAGGGAGGAUGGAGGAGACUACUAGGUUUAUUGCAGAGAUGGAUCGUAACGGUUUUGCUCCUAAUGAAGUGACAUAUAAUACACUUUUGAAUGGGUAUUGCAAAGUGGGUAAUUUUCACCAAGCGCUUGUUUUGCAUGCAGAGAUGUUGAGGAAGGGAUUGUCCCCUGAUGUUUUUACAUAUACUUCGUUGAUUAAUACUAUGUGUAAGGCUGGGAAUUUGACCCGAGCAAUGGAGUUUUUUGAUCAGAUGCAUGUUAGAGGUCUUCAUCCAAAUGGAAUAACAUACACGUCAUUGAUCAAUGGGUUUUCACAAAAGGGACUCAUGCACGAGGCUUACUGUAUUAGGGAUGAAAUGAUUCGGAGUGGAUUCCAGCCCUCAAUUGUAACUUAUAAUGCCCUUUUAAAGGGACAUUGUGUUUCGGGAAGGAUGGAAGAGGCCAUAGAAUUGUUACGAGACAUGGAGGGGAAAGGGUUGUCCCCAAAUGUUGUAAGCUAUAGUACUAUCAUAACUGGAUUGUCUCGAUAUCAAGAGUUGGACCGGGCAUUUCAAAUGAAGGCAGAGAUGGUUGAGAAGGGUGUUUCACCAGAUGCCAUUACCUUCUCGGUGCUUAUCCAAGGUCUCUGUGAGCAGAGAAGACUGAAUGAAGCUUGUGAUCUGUUCCAAGAAAUGUUGAAUAAGAGUGUGCCUCCUGAUGAAUUCACUUACACAAGCUUGAUUAAUGCUUAUUGUAAAGAAGGAGAUUUGAGCAAGGCUCUUAAUUUGCAUAAUGAAAUGAUAAAAAAAGGCUUUCUUCCUGAUACAGUCACCUACAAUGUGCUUCUUAAUGGACUUAACAAACAAGCUCGGACAAUUGAGGCAAAGAGGCUCCUGCUUAAGUUGUUUUAUGACGAGUCUAUCCCAAAUGGCAUAACGUAUGAUACACUGAUAGAAAGCUGCAGUAAUAUUGAAUUUAAGAGUGCCGCUGCUCUCAUAAAAGGAUUCUGUAUGAAGGGUUUGAUGAAGGAAGCAGAUCGAGUUUUUGAAUCCAUGAGUAAUAGAAACCAGAAGCCGAAUGAAGCAGUUUAUAAUGUCAUUAUACAUGGUCAUUGCAGAGAUGGUGGAAAUGUUCAGAAGGCAUAUAAACUAUACAAGGAAAUGGAUGAUUUUGGUUUUGUUCCUCAUACUGUGACCGUCAUUGCUCUGGUUAAAGCACUUCACCAUGAAGGGAUGGACGAGCAGUUGAAUCUAGUUAUAGGGAACAUUUUGCGAAGCUGCAAGCUUUCUGAUGCAGAGCUUUCUAAAGUGCUUGUUGAAAUCAACCAUAAAGAAGGGAACAUACAUGCAGUUUUUAAUUUGCUUACUGAAAUGGCCAAGGAUGGCUUUCUUCCGAGUGGUGCUACACCUGCCAAUGCUGGCCAGUAG
Dovyalis caffra is the source of this 2265-nucleotide messenger RNA. Lineage: Eukaryota; Viridiplantae; Streptophyta; Magnoliopsida; Malpighiales; Salicaceae. The record is from the annotation of a GenBank genome assembly.